AAACCACCAACACCACCACCAAAACACGUGGAAAAACAUCUGAAAGUGGAAAGAUUUAAAGAAACGCAAAUAUCUCCACAAUGGCGGGGGGGAACACACUGGUGGAGGUGCAGAAGAAGGUGUCAGAGGUGGGGGCGUGUCUGAAGGAGAAGGAGAAGGUAAUAACACUCCUCAUUCACCCUAAAUAUACGGAAAAACAGCUGGAAGGAGUCAAGGCGGAGCUCUCUCACUUAGCACGAAGGCAUUGUAAGGAGCUGGGGGGCACGGUGGUCGCUUAUGACAAGGUGCGUGUGGUGUCAUCGCAAGGUUGGCUCUUCGACACAAACCCUUUCAUUCACAUCAGAGUUACUGCAAAAUUUUACGUCUUCUGCCCACAGCCCGGCGAUGUGCUCAAAGCUGUAGUCCACAAGAAGGCUCCUCACCACCUGGGCUGCCUCGCUCACGGCCUCUACAAUGUGUCAGUGGGCCGCCCCCCCAGUCAGCCCAAGGACGACUGGGGGGGGACGCUGGCCAGGGAGGGGGACACGCUGACCCUCUCUGUCAUCUUCACCAGCUUCACAAAUUACCACAUGCCUUAUAUCAGAGCUGCCCUGCAUGAUGAUUGUGUCGCGGAACUGGUGGCGAGAGAGCAACAGAAAACGGAGGAGGAAGGGAAGAAAACGGGAGUCGCGGUUAACAAGAGGACGGUAUUUGAAGAUGACAGUGGUAUAAGCAGCAACGAGGCGGAAGAGGGGAAGAGGAAGAAGAAGGAAGAGGAAGAGGAAGAGGAGGAGGAGGAGGAGGAGAGGAAGAAGAAGAAAAAAGGCAAGAAAAGAAAACGAGAGGAGGAGGAAGAAGAGGAGGAGGAGGAGGAGGAAGGUCACAGGGGGUCAGAUUUAAAGGUCAGGGCAUCCAGGAAGAAGGUACUGUCCCACAUUACCCUAAAAACCCCCAAAAAUCCCUGA
Molecule: messenger RNA, 944 nt
Organism: Portunus trituberculatus (swimming crab)
Lineage: Eukaryota; Metazoa; Arthropoda; Malacostraca; Decapoda; Portunidae
Gene: Polr1F
Product: DNA-directed RNA polymerase I subunit RPA43-like
Exons: 5
Coding region: 81-944 (287 amino acids)
Biological process (GO): DNA-templated transcription initiation
Cellular component (GO): RNA polymerase I complex
Source: RefSeq, a predicted model, not a curated record